Messenger RNA from Plasmodium inui San Antonio 1, 231 nucleotides. RefSeq lists its product as hypothetical. Bases 1 to 231 code for a protein of 76 amino acids. NCBI's taxonomy places the organism in Eukaryota, Apicomplexa, Aconoidasida, Haemosporida, Plasmodiidae. The record is from RefSeq and is a predicted model, not a curated record. The transcript has a single exon.
AUGACAGGGGAAACACAGGAAGGGGCAAGGGAAGAAACGGAAGGGAAAGAACUCAUCUUUAUACAACACAGAAGUAAGAGAACUUUAUGGAUACAGAAGAACAAUAAGGGGAGGAAGAAUAUCUAUGUAAGCACAUGUAUAUGUAUAUUGCUCAACUAUACAAAGUACCGGACCUCCGCGAAUAAUUCCCAUGAAAGAAAACAAUCUUUCUCACCAAACAAUCCUGAUUAA